Pteropus alecto (black flying fox) is the source of this 3405-nucleotide messenger RNA. RefSeq names its product receptor tyrosine kinase like orphan receptor 2 (gene ROR2). Gene Ontology annotation, biological process: positive regulation of kinase activity; protein phosphorylation; cell surface receptor protein tyrosine kinase signaling pathway. The transcript has 9 exons. The record is from RefSeq and is a predicted model, not a curated record. Bases 1 to 2850 code for a protein of 949 amino acids. Gene Ontology annotation, molecular function: ATP binding; transmembrane receptor protein tyrosine kinase activity; protein binding. Lineage: Eukaryota; Metazoa; Chordata; Mammalia; Chiroptera; Pteropodidae. Gene Ontology annotation, cellular component: signaling receptor complex.
AUGGCCAGUGUCACAGAGAGGGAAAGCAAAGUCCUAACUGGUGGUCCUGUGCACUUACCCUCUUCUGUGCUGAGACCUUUCCGCUUUGUGAUCUCAGUCAUGUACACCUGUCCUGGGCAAGCAGAGGUUCCUGAUCCAAGUGACUCUUUGGGACAAGUGGAUGGACACGACAGCCCUAUUCCAACUCUGAAAGGUUACUUUCUGAACUUUCUGGAGCCAGUGAACAAUAUCACCAUAGUCCAAGGCCAGACCGCAAUUCUGCACUGCAAGGUGGCCGGCAACCCGCCCCCAAGUGUGCGAUGGCUGAAGAAUGAUGCCCCAGUCGUGCAGGAGCCCCGGCGUGUCAUCAUCCGGAAGACAGAGUAUGGCUCUCGGCUACGAAUCCAAGACCUGGACACAACGGACACUGGCUACUACCAGUGCGUGGCCACCAACGGGGUGAAGACCAUUACCGCCACAGGUGUCCUGUUCGUGCGGCUUGGUCCAACACACAGCCCAAAUCAUAACUUUCAAGACGAUGACCACGAGGACGGGUUCUGCCAGCCUUACCGGGGCAUCGCCUGCGCCCGCUUCAUUGGGAACCGGACCAUCUACGUGGACUCCCUCCAGAUGCAGGGAGAGAUCGAGAACCGAAUCACAGCGGCCUUCACUAUGAUAGGCACGUCCACGCAUCUAUCGGACCAGUGCUCGCAGUUCGCCAUCCCGUCCUUCUGCCACUUCGUGUUCCCACUGUGCGAUGCACGCUCCCGGGCGCCCAAGCCGCGUGAGCUGUGCCGCGACGAGUGCGAGGUGCUAGAGAGCGACCUGUGCCGCCAGGAGUACACCAUCGCACGCUCCAACCCGCUCAUCCUCAUGCGGCUGCAGCUGCCCAAGUGUGAGGCGCUGCCUAUGCCGGAGAGCCCCGACGCCGCCAACUGCAUGCGCAUCGGCAUCCCGGCUGAGCGGCUGGGCCGCUACCAUCAAUGUUACAAUGGCUCGGGCACGGAUUAUAGAGGGACGGCGAGCACCACUAAGUCAGGGCACCAGUGCCAGCCGUGGGCCCUGCAGCACCCCCAUAGCCACCACCUAACCAGUGCAGACUUCCCCGAGCUCGGAGGGGGACACGCCUACUGCCGGAACCCUGGAGGGCAGAUGGAAGGGCCCUGGUGCUUCACGCAGAAUAAAAACGUACGCAUGGAACUGUGUGACGUACCCUCUUGUAGUCCCCAGGACGGCAGCAGAAUGGGUAUUCUGUACAUCCUGGUUCCAAGCAUUGCCAUCCCCCUGGUCAUUGCCUGCCUUUUCUUCUUGGUCUGCAUGUGCCGGAAUAAGCAGAAGGCUUUGGCUUCCACGCCCCCACGCCGGCAGCUGACGGCCUCCCCCAGCCAGGACGUGGAGAUGCCCCUCAUCGGCCAGCACAAGCAGGCCAAACUCAAAGAGAUCAGCUUGUCCACGGUGAGGUUCAUGGAGGAGCUAGGGGAGGACCGCUUUGGGAAGGUCUACAAAGGCCACCUGUUCGGCCCAGCGCCAGGGGAGCCCACCCAGGCCGUGGCCAUCAAAACGCUGAAGGACAAAGCAGAGGGUCCACUCAGGGAGGAAUUCCGGCAUGAAGCCAUGCUGCGGGCUCGGCUGCAGCACCCCAAUAUUGUCUGCCUGCUGGGUGUGGUGACCAAGGACCAGCCCCUCAGCAUGAUCUUCAGCUACUGCUCACAUGGUGACCUCCACGAGUUCCUGGUCAUGCGCUCCCCGCACUCAGACGUGGGCAGCACAGAUGACGACCGCACAGUGAAGUCGGCCCUGGAGCCCGCCGACUUUGUGCACGUGGUGGCGCAGAUCGCAUCGGGCAUGGAGUACCUGUCCAGCCACCAUGUGGUGCACAAGGACCUGGCCACCCGCAACGUGCUUGUGUAUGACAAGCUGAGCGUGAAGAUCUCGGACUUGGGGCUGUUCCGCGAAGUGUACUCAGCCGACUACUACAAGCUGAUGGGGAGCGCACUGCUGCCCAUCCGCUGGAUGUCCCCCGAGGCUAUCAUGUACGGCAAGUUCUCGGUAGACUCGGACAUCUGGUCCUACGGCGUGGUCCUGUGGGAGGUCUUCAGCUACGGCCUGCAGCCCUACUGCGGGCACUCCAACCAGGACGUGGUGGAGAUGGUGCGCAGCCGGCAGGUGCUGCCCUGCCCCGACGACUGCCCUGCCUGGGUGUACGCCCUGAUGAUCGAGUGCUGGAAUGAGUUCCCCAGCCGGCGGCCCCGCUUCAAGGACAUCCACAGCAGGCUCCGGGCCUGGGGCAACCUGUCCGCCUACAACAGCUCAGCACAGACCUCGGGCGCCAGCAACGCCACACAAACCAGCUCCCUGAGCACCAGCCCGGUCAGCAAUGUCAGCAACACCCGCUACGGUGGCCCUAAGCCCAAGGCCCAGCCCUUCCCCCAGCCACAGCUCAUCCCCAUGAAGGGCCAGAUACGACCCCUGGUGCCCCCUCCACAGCUCUACAUCCCUGUCAACGGCUACCAGCCAGUGCCGGCCUACGGGGCCUACCUGCCCAACUUCUACCCCGUCCAGAUCCCGAUGCAGAUGGCCCCUCAGCAGGUGCCUGCUCAGUUGGUCCCCAAGCCCAGCUCCCACCACAGUGGCAGCGGUUCCACCAGCACGGGGUACGUCACCACUGCGCCCUCCAACACGUCCGUGGCAGACAGGGCAGCCCUGCUCUCUGAGGGAACCGAGGACACGCAGAACGCCCCUGAAGACGCUGCCCAGAGCCCCGUGCAGGAAGCAGAGGAGGAGGAGGAUGGCUCUGUCCCAGAGACUGAGCUGCUUGGGGACAAUGACACUCUGCAGAUGGACGAGGCUGAGGUCCAGCUGGAAGCCUGAGGGGUGCGGGGCUGCGGGGUGCUCACAGGUAACUUCAGCUGCCUUGAGAAGUGAGCCCCAGUCACCCAUGAGCUGGUUUGUAGCCUCAUCCCCAUGAUAUCUCACUCCUGCCAUCCUCUCGUGCACAGAACUGCAGCUGCAGCAGCCCAUUGGGUUGCAGCAACUUUUAGCUCGUGGCGCCCAAUGCACAGUGACCCCCAACAUCUGCAUUUCUUCAGAAGAGGAUGGGUAGUAAGCAGUGCCUGUGCUUUGAAGGAAAAUAGGUGGCGUCUUCCCUCUACGUUGCACAUGGAUCCAGUAUUGCAGACCCUUGAGACAGUCGGCCUGUGCAGGGCAGCGAGGUGGGACUUGAGCUUCGGAAUUCCCAGCGACUGGCUGCUGGUUGCCGUGGGGGAGCUCCGUUUCUCUCUGCUGCCCCCUGCCGGUGGUAGCUCCCCCUUCAGCUGCCUAAGAUCGGCGGGAGCAGGACGCUGCCGCCUGCCAUGGUCUGGAGAAAGGGGCUUCUGAAAUGGGAGUUCGUUUUAAAACAAAUGUGCCUUAAAAAAAAAAAAAAAA